Punica granatum (pomegranate) is the source of this 2476-nucleotide messenger RNA. NCBI's taxonomy places the organism in Eukaryota, Viridiplantae, Streptophyta, Magnoliopsida, Myrtales, Lythraceae. The record is from RefSeq and is a predicted model, not a curated record.
UAGAAACAAAUUCGACCGUUAGAGCUCUUAUCCCAUCUCUACUCUUGCUUGUUAUCUCCCCCUGUUUCCCGUUCACUUCUUCACCGAACCAGAACAACGGGAACAAGGAGUUCCAACUUCCAAGUUCGUUUUGCUCAGAAACUCUGACAAUGGAAGCUAGCUAUGCCUUCACGGAGGAAGAAAUGGCAGUGAACGAGCAUCUUGGAUACCCGAAAGCAUAUGCGAAGCUCUGCAGAGGCAGGAGCACCGGGCCUUACAGCCUUGGCCCUCCGUUCACUUUCACACCCUACGCUCCGCAGCAGGAUGAGCUUCUGAAAGCAGAGGAGUUAGAGCUGAUGUUUCAGAUAAUUGAUCCCAAAGCGAAACCAACUGCGAAACCGAAGAUCUUCAUCAGCCUUCUGUGGAAGCAGCUCAACCACUUAGGAAAUGCCGGGUUUGAUCCUGCAGUGAUCAGGGUGGACCCUUAUGGGAAUGUCCUCUAUUUCCAUGCUGAUUCAGCCUCUCCUCUUGCUUGGGACAUUGAUCAUUGGUUCCCAUGCUCGAGAGGGGGAUUGACUGUUCCAAGCAACUUGAGGAUACUGCAAUGGCAAGCAUGCAAGAGAAAGCACAACAAGCUGGAAUUCCUCAUCCCCUGGUGGGACUUCCAGUUAGGCAUCUCUGUGAACCAGUUCCUAUCCAUCUUUGCCUCUUCAAACUCUGAUUUCAGGCAAAGGGCCUUCCCCUACCUGUUCUCCGAAGGUGAGAACGAGGAAAUAAACCCUUCUCAGUCGGUAAAUGGGCAUUCUUUCCCUCACCACUUCAUCGAAUCAAAAGAGAAACUUGGACUGGCACCCGCUGCAAUUGUGGUCACACGAAGGGAGUCUUCUCCCCGUGAUUAUUCAGUCUUGAAGUCUUUGGAUCACAAUAAACAGCUGUGGCCUCAUCAACCUGCAAUUGCCUCAAGGAAAGGGAAACCGCUGAAGGAAAACGAGAACCCCAAUCAAGGAACGAGCACGUAUCAAGCGAUAGUGAUGGCCCGAGAUUCGCUCAAACAGAAGGAGGAGUCAAAGAAGUUGCAGGCAGAACUUCAGGAGCUCGAUCAUGAGGUGACCCAUAUGAAGAGGAAGAAUGAGGAGGAGAAGGUAACGAUUCAAGACCUCGAGUUGGCACUGAUAAAGAGAAGGAGACGGGCCGAGAAAUGUAGGAGGCUAGCGGAGGCUCAGUCCUCUUAUCGGACCAUGCUCGAGAAGAUGAUCCGUGAUGCUAUGCACCAGAGUGUUGUCUAUAAGGAACAGGUGAGGCUGAAUCAGGCAGCAGCGAAUGCUCUCAUGGCGAGGCUUGAAGCACAGAAAGCGAUUUGUGAUGCCUCGGAGAAAGAACUCCACAGGAUACACAAACAGAAGGAUGUAAUCGAGAAGCAGAUUCGACCCGAGUGGGAGAAAGCAAGGAAGAGAUCGAGGGGAAACGAAGAUUUCUUGAUUAACGGCGAGGAGGAGAACCGAAAGCCAGUGCUCUACUUACCUGGGAUAAAACCGAAUACUACACCUCUACACAAGGAACUGAGGGUCUUCCUAGAGGAGGAACAAAGAGCUUCAGUGACUCGUUUUUCUCCGGUCAAUGAAGGAAAGUCCGAAGGAGGUCUUGAUGAUGAAGAAGAGCAUGAAAUCAAUGCUGUGAAUGAAAUCGAGGAGGCUUCCGAGGUGGGACAAAUUAGUAGAGGGCGGCGCAGAGAAGGGUUCUUUGCUGUUGUCAAAAAGCCCGAUAGAGAGGAGGAGGAUGGAGAGACCAGGAAGUUAAGGGGCAAAGAAAACGUCGAGAAAUGGCUUGAGAUGCUUCUCGAGAAUGUUCCCGAUGAACCAGCUCCUCAAGAGGAGGAUAAAGAUCAAAAUACAUCGACAGCCACUGAUGAUGACAUAAUCAAGAACUUGAAUAUCAAGUACCCUCCUCCUCAGAAGAAGGAGGAGGAGGAGAAGUUUAAGGAGGUCUCGGAAAAGGAAUCAUCUGAGCUGAAGAAAGACGACGAGAUAGUUGAAAUAGAAUCAACGAAACUGGUGGUUGCAGAAGCUGGGAGCGGAAGGGAGUUGGAAGGAAAAGAGAAGAAAAAGGAGAAGGUGCUGGCGAGAUCGGAGAGUGCGAGGACUUUCCGUCGAAUCCCGUCUUCUCCUUCCAUAAUACUGGGAAUGAAGAAGGGCGUCGACUGUAUUAGGAAGAAGCCUGUGGUCUUCAGCGAUGACGAGGGAGACGAGAAUUAUGCUACGAGGAGGAACUUCCUCAGCUCAUCUUUCAAGUCAAUCAAGAAAGCCGUAAAAAUAUGAUAAAAAAGCUCCUUGAGCGGGAAACAAUCUGUGUGCAGAUAAAGAGUACCUUCGUAUAUCAUUUUUUUUUUUUUUGGGUAUUGAGAUUGGAUUGGAUAUGCUGUGUACUAAUAACAGCUUGUUGUAUUUGAAUAUGAGGCGAUGUUUACAUAUGAAUUUAAGUUUGAUUGAGGGGGUGAAAA